AUGGCAGCUCCUUCCACACCCAUACCGGAGAUAGUAACAACUUUGGCAUCACCAGUGACAUUGAAGGGCACUUCUGAAGAUGGCUCACCGGUGUAUGAUGGUGAACUGAUACCUGAUUCUCUGAAGAAAACGGUGAACGAAGAGGAAAGGAGUAGUCAUGAAGUGGGAAGGGAGACUAUAAGGGAAGAAGACCCUGGUUCAUCACAUGCGAAUCAGCUAUCUGUACAUGCUCUAGCUCAAAGGGGUGAUACACCUUCACUAUCUGCAUUACUACGCGAAAACCCAACAUUAGAUCUUUCACAAAGAGAUGAACAAGAUAUAACUCCAUUACAUUGGGCAUCUAUCAACGCGCAUAUGGGAACAUGUAGAUUUCUUCUAGAUAAUGGUGCAGAUGUAGACGCUGUUGGUGGAGAAUUGAAAGCUACUCCUUUACAAUGGGCUGCAAGAAAUGGUCAUCUCUACGUAGUCCAUCUAUUGCUUUCUCAUGGAGCAGACCCAAACAUCUCAGAUUCACAGGGAUUCAAUACUUUACAUCUCAUAACCCAUUCAAGUGCUGUGAUGCCUUUAUUAUACAUGCUGCAUCAACCCGUUGCGAUAGAUGAAAAAGACACUGAUGGACAUACAUCAUUGAUGUGGGCAGCUUAUCAAGGCGACGCGAUAUCCGUAUCUCUACUGCUUCGUCACGGCGCUUCAGUACAUCUACAAGACAACGCAGGUAUGACACCGCUUCAUUGGGCAGCAGUAAAAGGAAACAAAGUAUCUAUCAAGCAUCUUCUGGAAGCAGGAGCAAAUUUGGAUAUCAGAGAGGAAAGUGGUAAGACGCCUAGAGAUAUGGCUGAGGAAUUGAAAGGUCUGGUACCGUUCGAAAAAGGAUUAGAGGAAGCUGGAUUCAACUCGUUAGGGAUGAAACGAUAUGGGAAGUUGAGCGAGAGACACACAACUCUUGCGAUCUUCAUACUUCCUACAAUAUUCCUCGGAUUGAUAUUCAAGACCUUCGCUUUCUUUGAAUGGUACAUUAGUAUAGCUUUAGCAGUUGCGAUAUUCGCAUCCAUGCAACUGACGGUAACACAUUAUUUGCUUCGACACCAAACUAGUGAAUACAAAGUAUCAUCUUCGAAUCAUUUCGCAUCGAUCAUCAUAGCCAGCAUCGUUUGGGUAUCUUACUGUUGGGCCAGUAGACUUGUUUCAGGUACACCAGGUCAUGGAUUUGGUAAUUUGGUUUUUUUCGUCGCAACAAGUGGAUGUAGUUACAAUCUCUUCAAAUCUAUAAGGACGGAUCCGGGAUAUGUGCCGCUUCCCGUAAAUGAUUCAGAGGUCAAGGAGGCACUAGAAGACCUAGUGGAUCAAGGAAGACUGAAUGGAACGAAUUUCUGCAUUGAAUGUAUGGCCAAGAAGCCAUUGCGAUCCAAACAUUGCAGAACUUGUGAGAGAUGUGUGGCCAAGUUCGAUCAUCAUUGUCCAUGGAUCUGGAAUUGUGUCGGGUUCAACAAUCACCGGUAUUUCCUUUCUUUCGUCCUGUUCCUGAUUGCUGGAAUAGUGAUGUUCGUCAGGCUCAGUAUCGCUUAUGUACAAGAGAAUUCUCCUGAAUAUGUACCUCCUUCAAAACCUUCACCAGGUAUCACGAUCUGCGAUAUCUCAACCACGCUUUGUCGGGCAUCGUCACAUGACUCUUUCCUCUUAUCAACGGCUUUAUGGGCUACUUUGCAACUAUCAUGGACAUUGAUAUUAGGAGUAUCACAUUUAUGGCAAGUCGGACGACAAAUGACUACAUUCGAAGUAUCCAAUCUCGGACGGUAUGGCUAUAUGGGAGGAAGAGGAGGAUCGUCAUUAAGGGACCAAAGUGGAGCAUUGAAAGCUGCUCAGGCUCUCUCAAUCGGAGCCGCACCUGGACAGUUGGGAGCGAGUGAAGAAGCUGAAGGUCUACCUACAGCAGGUCCAGAUGGCAACUCUUUUCCCCCUCCACCGAAUUCUUCAGGUCAUGUCCACGGACCAGAAUGUAACCAUAGUGAAGGUGGUCAUUCACAUGGGAUCAAAGGAAUUUGUCAGGGUCUAGGUAAAGUCAUUAGUGGACCUUUGAUGAAUAUCCUAGGUCUGGAUAGAUUCACUAAGGGUAAAGCAAUUGGAGGAAUGAAGAAAGCAGGGAAAGAUCAAAAUCCAUUUGAUAUGGGAUUUGUAAAGAACUGCUCAGAUUUUUGGAUACCCUCACGAGAUAUAGAUUAUACGCAAUUAUACGAGAUACCGCCUGAAGGUUGGAGAGCUUAUAGACGUAGAAUUGCAAUGCAGAAGAAACUGGGUGGAGAAAAUGGGAAAGGUGGUUACGUGGCUGUCAAUGAUGUUGAAGAAGUUUAA
Kwoniella shivajii is the source of this 2349-nucleotide messenger RNA. RefSeq lists its product as uncharacterized. The record is from RefSeq and is a predicted model, not a curated record. Gene Ontology annotation, biological process: protein palmitoylation. Gene Ontology annotation, molecular function: palmitoyltransferase activity; protein binding. Gene Ontology annotation, cellular component: Golgi membrane. The transcript has 14 exons. The coding region runs from base 1 to 2349 and encodes 782 amino acids. NCBI's taxonomy places the organism in Eukaryota, Fungi, Basidiomycota, Tremellomycetes, Tremellales, Cryptococcaceae.